AUGACAAGCGUUAUCGUCGACGACCGCGAUUCACUCAUUUCGUACAGCCCAUCAUGGAAACAGGAUAGCUCCUCCCUUGAGUUUGGCGGGACAACGUCCAUGCCACCGAAUCAAAAUGCGAAGGCUGUUUUUACCUUUACUGGUACUGAGGUGUCUGUCUAUGGCUCCAUUACCGGCAACCCCUCCCACCAGACAACGUUAGCCGUCAACAUCGACGGCGCAACCAACCAGCUCUAUCUCCCCACCGUCGCUCCCGGAAACAUCAUGCAUCACCAGCGCAUCUUUUCGUACUCCAAUCUUCCCGCCGGACAACACACGCUCACGAUUACCAACACCGACGCCAUCAUCUCGACGUUCCUGCUGGAUUACAUCACAUACACCGCUCCUAGUCGUGGCUCGGGCCAGAGCGUUAUGAUUGACGACGCAGAUUGGGGGAAGGUCUCCUUCUCCGGAACAUGGGGGCAGGAUAAUAACUUUGACUACUUUUUGCAAACCAGCCACCAUACUUCGACAAGGGGCGAAUGGGUCGAGGUCAAGUACAACUUCUUGGACGGCGACACUUUAUCUCUUCGUGGGCCUCUCCGCGGCGAUAGUCAAAGCCCUCUUGCUGCUACCGUCUCCAUCGACGGCGGCUCUCCAGUCUCGAUUCCUUCGAAAAACGCGCCAUCUCCUGGUUCCACCUCAUACAACAACAACCUUUACACGUCUCCCUCCCUCCGCGGAGGCCAGCAUACGUUCCGCUUUACCUACUCUGGUGGUACUGCCCUUGGUGUUGAUUAUUUCCUCGUCCAGGGUGGAAACAGCCCACCAGAUGACUCGCAUCAGCCAAAUCCUCCACCACCUCCCCCACCCCCACCGCCCACCAAGCCGGGCGACCCCGGAUCAUCAUCGACACCAAAUGGGCCAGGCACAAACCCAUCUGGGUCCUCCGCACUACCAAACGGUCCAGCCUCCAGCGGCGCCGCCCUCGCAAACCCAUCCGGCUCCUUGACUGGACCUACACGGUCGAAUGGGCCACUACCUUCUCUUGGUGGCGCAGUUAUCACCGACUCAAACGGCAAUGUUUUCAGCGCUCUAGGUCCAGUGCAGACUGGUACCGGUAGCGGCAAAUCCGGUUCUGAUGGCUCGUCCUCAGUCGGUCCGGGACUUUCUGGCUCCGCCAACCCACAGAAUGCCGCAAGCCAGCAUGGUCCGAAUCUUGGCCUCAUCAUCGGUAUUGUCUGUGGAGUAGUGGGCCUUUUGUUACUCCUCCUUGGAGUUUUUUGUUUGCGGAGACGAGCACAAGCGCGUCGUCGCAAACGGAUCGACUCCGCCUUCAGCUUUUACACACCCCAACCUGCAUCGAGAUCCGUUUCUGGAACCGUUCCCGCUACCAUGAUGGCCAAUACCGUCCCGCCCACUCCGCAUUCGGGAACGCAGAUGAUAAUGACUGUGCCAGAUGCUGGGCCCGUCAGCGCGACUUAUCAAGGACAUUAUACCGACUAUGCCGGCCAGGCCAUUGAUACCCAGCCCACAAUCCACACCAACAUGGCGAAUUCGUAUGUUGUCGCCGGACCUACCUCCAAUUCCACCCCAAUUACCACCACUCUCGACACCAAUGCCAACCUGGCCGUCCCGCCCAACUACCGUAGCCUCGUUCGAGACUCACAAGCCACACUCACCAACGUCCCCGGCGUUGUCGUCGGUGCUCCUGCUGCCGCUGCCGCUUAUGGCGACGAGAAAGUGGACGAAUGGGAAGAAGAUACUCGCGGCGGCCACAGCCCCGUCGAUGGUUAUGGCUAUGGUUCAGGCAAGAUAUACGAGGACGAGGGUAUCAAUAUACGCAACUCGCAGUAUGUGUCCGAUGACGAAUGGGAUCGCCCGGACUUUAAGCCUUGA
This is a messenger RNA of Mycena indigotica, 1878 nucleotides long. RefSeq lists its product as uncharacterized. The transcript has 4 exons. The record is from RefSeq and is a predicted model, not a curated record. Lineage: Eukaryota; Fungi; Basidiomycota; Agaricomycetes; Agaricales; Mycenaceae. Bases 1 to 1878 code for a protein of 625 amino acids.